AUGACUGCGCCGUCCAAGACCGUUUGCCUGCGAGCUUUCAACAAGGACCUGGAUGGAACUAACCCGUGGGAGAGGCAAGGACCCACGCCGCCGCCGUUGCCCAAAAGGAUCGCCUGGCCUGGCGGCAAGAUCGUAUCGAACAAGGAUGAGGCACUAGCCAACUUCCUGAGGCGGAAGGUAGACCAAGGCCAGACACUCACUCCCGAACAGAUGGCCAUGCUUAGGAGGAUGGCGUACCCGAACACGUCGGUAUCGGUACCGCCAGGCGGGUCCGGUGUUGGUGGCACCACGACGGCUGCGGCUAGAGGCAAGAGAAAAGUACGUGGAGUCGGCCACGUGUACGAGAACAGCGGCGGUGGCGGUGGCGGAAGUGUUUACGCUCGAAACCUGCUGCACAAGCUAGGGCGCAAGAUCAUCACGUACAUCUAG
Molecule: messenger RNA, 429 nt
Organism: Ectocarpus siliculosus
Lineage: Eukaryota; Phaeophyceae; Ectocarpales; Ectocarpaceae
Source: the annotation of a GenBank genome assembly